UUAGUAAUUUAGUCUUGAUCAAACUGUGAAAACUGAAUGGUGUUGUUCUUUCUCUAUACAAAUUUGCUUGGGAUAAUAUUUGAUUGCAAUAAAUAAAUGCGUGCGAGUAAAUUUUGAAUAGUUCAAUCAUCUUCUUAGUUAUAAAAAUUUGUAUUGUGUGGAAUUGGUCAAAUAAAAAGAAAACUUAGUAAAAGUGUUAUUUACAGAGUUUCGAAAGGUAUAAUAGUUGACCUAUAUAAAAGAAAAAACAUAAACAAAUCCCUGCAAAAAAAGAAAAGAAAAAAUUAUAAGAAAUGCCGGCCCGCAUCGCAGAUGAGGUUGUUGUUGACACUGAGACAAGGGACGAAAGAAAUAAUGUUGGUCGUUCAAAAGAUGCAUGUGUUGCUAUAAGUGGUAUCUCUGGCCGUUUGCCAGAGAGUUCCAAUAUUGAAGAAUUCAAAAAAAAUUUAUUUGAUGGAGUAGAUAUGGUAAACGAUGAUCCUCGUAGGUGGCCUAAAGGGUUGUACGAUUUACCAGACAGGCUGGGUAAAAUCAAAGACAAAGAUCUAGAAAGUUUCGACCAGCAAUUUUUUUCUGUUCACCAAAAACAAGCCGAGUGUAUGGAUGCACAGUUGCGAAUGCUUUUAGAAGUGACUUAUGAAGCCAUAAUUGAUGCUGGCGUCAAUCCGCAAGAUAUCCGUGGAAGCCGUACGGGUGUUUAUAUAGGUGUAUCAUCUUCAGAAACUGAACAAUAUUGGUGCAACGAUCCUGAUCGUGUCAAUGGAUAUGGUUUAACCGGCUGCGCCAGAGCAAUGUUCGCUAAUCGUUUAUCAUUUACGUUCGAUUUUACCGGACCAAGCUACUGCGUCGAUACUGCUUGUUCAAGUUCACUAUACGCUUUAGAGCAAGCUUUCUCCGACAUGGAACGCGGAGUUUGUGAUAAUGCCAUUGUAGCGGGCGUUGGCCUCAUUCUCAAGCCUACAAUGUCACUGCAAUUUAAGCGACUCAGUAUGUUGAGCCAGGAUGGUAAAUGUAAAGCUUUCGAUGAAACAGGAAGUGGCUAUGUUCGAUCUGAUGGAUGUGUCGCUAUAUUUCUUCAAAAUCCAAAAAAAGCAAAGCGAAUUUAUGCAUCAAUUUUGAAUGUUCGCACAAACACAGAUGGAAACAAAGAACAAGGUAUAACAUACCCAUCAGGAAAAAUGCAAAACAAGUUGAUUAAAGAAACUUACGAAGAAAUCAAUUUAAAUCCACAUGAUGUUGCUUAUGUAGAGGCUCACGGAACGGGAACAAAAGUUGGAGAUCCCCAAGAAGUAAAUUCGAUAACUGAUUUCUUCUGCAAGAAUAGACAGAGUCCACUUCUCAUUGGGUCAGUCAAAUCCAAUAUGGGUCACUCUGAGCCAGCUUCGGGUGUCUGCUCAAUAGCGAAAGUUUUGAUUGCUAUGGAGGAAGGCAUUAUUCCCGCUAAUUUGCAUUAUUCCAGUCCAAAUCCUGAUUUGUAUGGCUUGGUUGAAGGACGCCUUCAAGUGGUAAAUAAAAAUAUGCCAUGGAAUGGCGGUAUAGUUGGAAUUAAUUCUUUCGGAUUUGGUGGAGCCAAUGCACAUGUUAUUCUUAAAUCCAAUCCCAAACCAAAGGCUGUCACUCCUAGAGAUGGACCACCAAAACUAGUUACUGUUUCAGGUAGAACCUCUGAUGCUGUUCAAUAUUUCUUAGAAGAUGUUGAAGAACACAAGAAGGAUGACGAAUAUUUGGCUUUAGUAAACGGAAUAUAUUUGAAAAACAUUCCACUCCACCAUUAUCGUGGAUAUGCUGUUUUGAAUAGUAAGGGUUCAGCAAUUAGAGAAGUAUUGGAGCAUGUAGAUGAAAAGCGACGAAUUUGGUUCAUCUACUCUGGCAUGGGUAGCCAAUGGGCUAAUAUGGCAAAGGAUCUUAUGUCAUUUGAAGUUUUUAGCCAAAGUAUUCACCGAUGCUCUGAGAUAUUGCGACAAGUUGGAAUGAACUUGUUGGACAUUUUGCUUAACUCAAUAGAUGAAAGCUUUGAUAACAUCUUGAAUUCUUUCACCGCAAUUGCUGCUGUACAAAUUGCUUUAACCGAUAUGCUUACUAGUAUAGGAAUACAUCCGGAUGGAAUUAUUGGUCAUUCGGUUGGCGAAUUGGGAUGUGCUUAUGCAGAUGGCUGUUUCACUCCAGAACAAACUGUGCUGGCUGCUUACUGGCGUGGAAAAAGUUUACAAGAUACUAAAUUAGUAAAAGGAAAAAUGGCAGCCGUAGGAGUUAAAUGGGAAGAUUGCAAUGACUUGCUUUCUCCGGGGGUGUUUCCUGUUUGUCACAACAGCGAAGAUAAUGUAACUAUUUCGGGACCGGAAGCAGAAAUCUCAGCUACGAUAGAAGCGUUAUCAGGAAAAGGAAUAUUUGCAAAAGCUGUAAACUCUUCUGGAUAUGCUUUCCACAGCAAAUACAUUGCCGAUGCUGGCCCAAAACUCCGCAAGAGUUUGGAAAAAAUUAUUCCAAACCCUAAAAACCGUUCUUCACGAUGGAUAAGUACAAGUAUUCCUGAAUCAGCAUGGAACACUCCAGUUGCAAUGCAAAGCUCAGCAGCUUAUCAUGUAAACAACUUGCUAUCCCCUGUUCUUUUUUAUGAAGCUCUACAAAAAGUUCCAAAGAAUGCAAUUUGUAUCGAAAUAGCCCCAACCGGACUUCUUCAAGCUAUUCUCAAACGUGCCCUUGAUAGUUCCUGCACCAAUAUUAGUUUAUUAAAAAGAAAUCACGAAAAUAAUGUUGAGUUUUUCCUGUCUAAUAUUGGUAAAUUAUACGCAGCCGGGGCCCAACCAAAUAUCAUAAAAUUGGUACGGCCGAUCUCGUACCCUGUGGGAAGAGGAACUCCAAUGUUGAAUUCAAAACUUGGCUGGGAUCAUUCACAAAAAUGGAUGGUUCCAAAGUAUGGUAGUGAAACAUCGUCUGGGGAGACUGUUGUCGAAGUUAAUUUAGCCGUAGAAGAAGACUUGUUCUAUGUAGGGCAUACUAUCGAUGGGAGAAUACUAUUCCCAGCAACGGGUUAUAUAACCCUGGCUUGGAGAACAUUUAUUAAAAUUCAUGGAUUAGAUAUAAAUCAAACGCCAGUUAUUAUCGAAAACGUAGUAUUCCACAGGGCAACAAUUUUAAACAAAGAAAGUUUGGUAAAAUUUGGUAUAAAUUUCUUUAACGGAACUGGUGACUUUGAAAUCUGUGAGGGUGGAACUUUAACUGUUUCAGGAAAAAUUUCAAUUGUAGAAAAUGUUACUAAUGAAGAACUACCGCCUCAAAAUCAAGACGUUGAAAAUCCAGUUAUGGAUCUGAAGAUAAAUGAUGUUUACAAAGAAUUGCGUCUACGAGGAUACGAUUACGGUGGAGAAUUCAGAGGAAUUGUUGCAUCAGACAUUAAAGCUACAGCCGGAUAUCUCAACUGGACGGAAAACUGGGUUUCCUUUAUGGAUACCAUGUUGCAAUUCAGUAUUUUAAAGAAAGAUCUCCGUGAUUUGUAUUUGCCUACUCGCAUUGACAAGGUUAUUAUAAAUCCCAUAAAGCACUUUAAUAUGAUCAAAGAAAUACCUGAUAAAACUCUACAAGUUCGUUCAUACGAGUACUUGAACGUAAUUAAAAGUGGUGGGGUAGAAAUGCGUGGUUUGAAAGCUUCUAUGGCACCUCGUCGUUCAGGAUCUCAAGCGCAACCUAAACUAGAAAGAUAUACAUUCGUACCAAAUGAAAAUGCAAAUGAUUUGCAUGAGAAUCCAAAAAAUGCACGAUUACUAGCACUAACUGAGUCGCUGCAUAUUGUUUUGGAGAACUCGGCGGGAGCAAUUAAAAUCAAAGUUGUAGAGUUAGAUAACAACCGUAGUGUUGAUCAACUUUUAGCCCCAUCAGUUCUACGAAUCAUCGAAAGUGAGCCAACAAUUGCAGCAGAUGUUAUAAUUGCUACAAGUGAUCAAGAAGAACAUAUUCCAGCUACUUUGGGAGAUGUCGAAGUUCGAGUUGUAAAAAAAAAUAUUUUAUUAGAAGAAGUUGAAAAGAAUUGUCAUAUGGUAUUGGGAUAUGAUCUUCUAUCGCUGAAGAAUUCAGAUAUAUUAAAGCACAUGCUAAAAACAAUAAAAGCUGAAGGUUUCGUUUUGUUCGAUGAGAGUAAUCUGGAGUAUAAGAAAAGUGGUAAUCAAACGUUAAAGCAUUUUGGUUUGGUUCCUAUAAUUGAACAAAAGUAUGGGGAACGUUUGUUUGUUUUGGCCCGUUCAUUAACCAAUAUCGAUAAAAGAAACAUUUCAGUUGUUCACACCUCUGAUAAGAACUUUGAGUGGGUAGAUGAACUUAAAACUUGCCUAGUCGCCAGUGAAAUAGAGAACAAAUUUAUUUAUGUUGUGGCCGAAAAUCAAGAGUUCUCUGGAGCUGUUGGAUUCUUGAACUGCUUGAAGAACGAAGCUGGGGGUAAAUUUGUUCGUAUGAUUUUCAUUCAAGAUAAGGCAGAACCGUUUUCUCUAAAUUCCAAAUUGUAUACGGAUCAGCUACAAAAAGAUCUUGUUAUGAACGUAUAUAAAAACGGAUCCUGGGGAACCUAUAGACAUUUUACUAUUGAAAACCAAUCUGACAUCGAAACCCUGCCGGUGGAGCAUGCCUAUGUUAAUGCUUUGACAAAGGGCGAUCUUGCUAGUUUGAAGUGGAUUGAGGGACCGGUUCCAAAAAUCUCGACUGAAAGCAUAAGUGAGGAUUGUGAAUUGUGUAGUGUUUACUACGCACCUAUAAAUUUCCGCGAUGUAAUGCUGAGUUCGGGUAAACUCUCGGCAGAUGCUCUUCCUGGAGAUUUGGCCCAACAAGAUUGCGUUUUGGGCCUUGAGUUUGCUGGACGAAAUUUAGCAGGUGAAAGAAUUAUGGCUAUGGUCCCUGCGAAAUCAUUGGCAUCGACCUGUAUUGCAAGCAAACGUAUGAUGUGGUCAAUACCCGAUAAAUGGUCGAUGGAAGAAGCAUCAACAGUCCCUUGUGUAUACUCAACUGUGUACUAUGCACUUGUUGUUCGAGGACAAAUGAAGAAAGGAGAAUCUAUUUUAAUUCAUGCUGGUUCCGGCGGUGUUGGACAAGCUGCUAUUUCUGUUGCUUUGAGUCACGGUUUGACAGUCUUUACUACUGUUGGAAGCAUUGAAAAACGUGAGUACUUAAAGAAGAGAUUUCCUCAACUUCUGGACAGUCAUAUUGGAAAUUCUAGAAAUAUAACGUUUGAACAGAUGGUAAUGAAUGAAACAAAAGGAAAAGGUGUUGAUUUAGUUCUUAAUUCAUUGGCCGAAGAGAAAUUACAAGCAUCUGUUCGCUGUCUUGGACUUAACGGUCGUUUCUUGGAAAUCGGCAAGUUUGAUUUGAGCAAUAAUUCGCCACUUGGGAUGUCAGUAUUUUUGAAAAACACUUCAUUCCAUGGAAUUCUACUCGACAGUGUUAUGGAAGGAGAAGAGUCAAUGCAAAAUCAAGUUGUGAAACUCGUUGCUGAUGGUAUUAAGACUGGUGCGGUUCGUCCAUUACAAACAUCUGUUUUCACCGAAAUGCAAAUUGAACAAGCAUUCCGAUACAUGGCUUCCGGCAAACACAUUGGUAAGGUAGUCAUUAAAGUGCGAACUGAAGAAACAGGCCAAUUAAAAUACAAAUCAGAUCUUCGUAUGUACACCGCUAUUCCCCGAACCUAUAUGCACCCAGAAAAAGUGUACAUUCUUAUUGGAGGACUUGGUGGUUUUGGUUUGGAAUUAACUAAUUGGCUUGUGCUGCGUGGGGCAAACAAAAUUGUGUUAACAAGCAGAUCUGGUGUCAAGACCGGAUAUCAGAAUUUGAUGAUAAGCAGGUGGACCCAACAAAAAUGUACUAUUAAAAUAGAUACAAAUGAUAUAACAAGUUUAGACGGUUGCCGCAAGUUAUUGAAAGCAGCAAGUGAACUAGGUCAUGUUGGUGGAAUAUUUAAUUUGGCAGCUGUACUCAGAGAUGGUCUGAUCGAAGAUCAAACAAAAGAAGAUUUUGAGGCUGUAUGUAAACCUAAAAUAGAAGGAACAAUUAAUUUGGAUAAACUAUCACGUGAACUCUGUCCAGAACUUGAUUAUUUUGUCUGCUUUUCAAGUGUUUCGUGUGGACGCGGAAACAUAGGACAAACAAAUUAUGGUUUAGCCAAUUCUGCAAUGGAGAGAAUAUGUGAACAUCGGCAAAUAUCUGGAUUCCCAGGUACUGCUAUCCAAUGGGGAGCUAUUGGUGACACUGGUUUAGUGAUUGAAAAUUUAGGAGACAAUAAUACAGUUAUUGGAGGAACUUUGCCACAGAGGAUGUCUUCAUGUCUGCAAACAAUUGAUGUUUUUCUACAGCAACCCCACCCAGUUUUGGCAUCAAUGGUUGUGGCCGAAAACCGCAAAAGUGAUUCCACUUCCGGUAUUAGUUUGACAACAUGCAUUGCUAAUAUCUUGGGACUGAGAGAUAUAAAAAAUGUUCAAGAAAGUUCAACUUUAGCAGACCUUGGUAUGGAUUCCUUGAUGGGCGCAGAAAUAAAACAAACUUUAGAAAGAAACUUUGAUAUUGUCCUAUCAGCUCAAGAAAUACGUAUGUUGACAUUUGGGACAUUGAACACACUAACUGGUGAAACUAAUCAAACUUCAAGUGUUUCCCCAGUGGAAGAUCCAUCAAGAGAUGCUCCUAGUCCUUUUGGAGAUGGAACGCAAGUUGUCUUUGCCUCACAGUUGAUGCCAACUGAACCCAUUGUGCAACUUAAGUCAGGAGCCCCCGGCAGCUCGAAGAAACGCCCAAUUUUCUUCGUGCAUCCUAUUGAAGGGUUUAUAACACCACUUGAGCGCCUUGCUGCACGACUUGACUGUCCCGUUUAUGGAGUACAGUGCACGGUUGAUGCGCCUAUAGACUCAGUAGAUGACUUAGCUGCAUUUUACAUAAAUAAAAUCAAAACGAUCCAACCUAAAGGCCCAUACGCUAUUGCAGGCUAUUCAUUCGGGGCAUUGAUCGCCUUUGUUAUGGUCACACAACUAGAAAAUAACAAUGAAUCUGCAAAAUUGGUAAUGCUUGAUGGUGCUCCUAAAUAUGUAAAUUGGUAUACCCAAUCACACAAACAACGGUACAAUUCAUCAGAAGAUAUGAAUCAAAAUCAGUCAUAUGCCCUUGCUUACUUCGGUAUGGUAUGUGGCAACUUGGAUUAUGGAGGUGUUGCUCGGCUUUUAAUCAAAAUUCCAACGUGGGAAGAUAAAGUUGAAAAAUGUGCUGAACUUCUACAUGCAGAAAUUGAAAAGCCCAUAGAAUUGAUUAAACAGAAUCAAUUUGUGGAAUAUUUUACUCCAAAACCAUUAUUUGGUCAAAAGUCUACCUAAAUAUGCGUCUUUAGACGAGCAAAAAAAUGUAAAUGUUUUUAUUGUUUGCAUUUUGUUUGCUCGCUACUGUAUAUAAAAUUGGGAUCUCGGAAACGGCUCUAACGAUUUCGAUGAAAUUUUCAGGGUUUGUUCAUCUAAGCGAGUAAAAAGUUUUGGAAGUAUUUUUGGAAAAAUCCGCCCACUGCCACGCCCACUUUUUUAACAUAUAAGUUUUUUCGGGAACGGCUCUAACGAUUUCGAUGAAAUUUUCAGGGUUUGUUUAUAUAAGCGAGUAAAAAGUUUUGGAAGUUUUUUUUUUGAAAAAUCCGCCCACUGCCACGCCCACUUUUUUAUUAUAUAAGUUUUUUCGGAAACGUCUCUAAUGAUUUCGAUGAAAUUUUCAGGGUUUGAUCAUCCAAGAAAGUAAAAAGUUUUGGAAGUUUUUUUUUGGAAAAAUCUGCCCACUGCCAAGCCCACUUUUUUAACAUUUAAGUUUUUUUUCGGAAACGUCUCUAACGAUUUCGAUGACAUUUUAAGGGCUUGUUUAUCUAAGGGAGUUAAAAGUUUUGUAAGUAUUUUUGGAAAAAUCCGCCCACUUUUUUACCAUAGAAUUUUUUUUUAAACUUUAAAGAUUUCGAUGAAAUUUUGAGGUCCUCUAGACAUUUUGGAAGUAUUUUCUCUUAUAUUAGUUUUGUUUUCGCAGAGAGAGUUUCAACGACUUCAAUAAAAUUUUGAGGGAUGGUUCCAUGUUUUACGCAUUGUUCUUUUUCUUUUUGUUACAAUAACUAAACAAAAUUUUUUAGAUCAUGACUUUUUUGAUCAUGUAUUGAUCAUUUAUUCAGUUGGUUGUUUUUUGUUCUGAAAAACCCUGUUUUGUUGAAUUCAAAUUGUAAUAUUUUGUGAUCUAACUGCAACUUAGGAAACUUUUAUACUUUUUUGAAAACUACAAUAACAGGGCAACUUUUUAAAAUAAUAAACCAUUUUCACAGCGUAAAAUUUUUUUUGCGGUGUUGGUCGCAAAUAAAAGUUAGAAAUAGAUUUUUUAUAAAACUUGAAACUGUUAGUUAAUUUGCAGCGAAAUAUGGCGUAUGGAAUAAAAAAUAUUUUGAUUAAUUAAUUGUUCCUAAUUAUUGGCAAUGUUUUCGUAAAAGAAUUAAAAAAAAAAAAACAAAUAUCAAUAAUGGGCGCAGGAAGCAAAAUACUGUUGUCAAGUAG
This is a messenger RNA of Episyrphus balteatus (marmalade hoverfly), 8528 nucleotides long. It is a transcript of the gene FASN1, whose product is annotated as fatty acid synthase. Gene Ontology annotation, molecular function: 3-oxoacyl-[acyl-carrier-protein] synthase activity; oxidoreductase activity; fatty acid synthase activity. Lineage: Eukaryota; Metazoa; Arthropoda; Insecta; Diptera; Syrphidae. Gene Ontology annotation, biological process: fatty acid biosynthetic process. The record is from RefSeq and is a predicted model, not a curated record. The coding region runs from base 294 to 7334 and encodes 2346 amino acids. The transcript is spliced from 5 exons.